UUCCUGACUUCGUGAAAAACAAACAGCCGAGCAGCCGUUCUCUCUCCGGAUUUGGCCGCCGGGUUCCCUGACGUUUCCUUAAAUGUGUUAAAUACUCUUGAUUAUUUUAUUUUUUUUUACCGAUUAUUGUUAACGGGUUCCGUGUUUGCGGUUCCUCUCUGGUUCGUACCCGGCUCGGCUACGUUCGGACCCCGCUCUGCCCCGCGAACUGCUCGUCCACAUUCGGCUCUUGUCGUUAGGCGGAAGAAUGGACGAGGCGGACUCGGCCACGAAGGCACUCGGGCUGGAUGAACCGCCUAUCGGCAUGCAGCCGGUGGACGGCUCGGAUACCGAGUCGGAGGCCGAAGUCACCACGAUGGCUGUGAUGGCCGAACCGGGAAACAUCGACAUGGGAGCCGAGUCCUUGCCGAACCCAGACGAGGCCGAGGCUGCAUUUGCAGAGGUGACGGCUGUGACGGUGGCAGACGUUCAAGCGGAGGACAAUGUUUUUACCACGACGGUUGCCACGUCAGGAAGUCUCCCUGAACACAUGCUGAGUGGAAGGGCAACCCUCCAGCUCAGUGAAGGUCUCAGUACCCAGAAGGCCACUUUGAUUGUGGUUCACACUGACGGCAGCAUUGUGGAGGCUGGCCUCAAGUCUGCUGCCGCCAUCGCAUCAGGCCCACAGACUCCGCCCACCCCUUUGACUCCACCCCAAGAGAAAGACUCGUGUUCCAAGUACAACUGGGACCCCUCGGUCUACAACAACGAGCUGCCGGUCCGCUGCAGGAACACUAGUGGCGUCCUCUACAAGAGCCGACUGGGAUCAGGUGGUAAAGGUCGCUGCAUCAGACACAACCAGCAGUGGUACACUCCCACUGAGUUUGAAGGUCUGGCAGGAAGAGCGAGCAGCAAAGACUGGAAGAGGAGUAUCAGAUACGCUGGCAGACCUCUGCUCUGCCUCAUACAGGAGCGUAUCCUGAAUCCCCACGCGGCGUCCUGUACCUGUGCAGCCUGUUGUGAUGACCUGACAGGAGUAAGUCAGCAGGACUGGUCCUGGUCCUGGACAACCUGCAGGUCCAGGGAAGAGUUUAGCUCAGGAAGCAGAGUCAAGGAAGAAGAUCGUGUUUUUUCAUGUCCAAAGGAAACAGACUCCAUGGCCGCUGAAAACAUCAGUAUGACUGGUCCAGUCCGCCUCUUCGUCCCAUACAAGAGACGGAAGAAGGAUAAUGAGCCUCCGGUCACCCCUCCCAAAAAGGAACUUCCUGCCACCAAAAACAUCACACUGGCCCCGGGCACAACGUUCACGGUGUCUCCGUCAGGACAGUUCACCACUUCCGGUACCUUGACCUUUGACCGGACUCAAGCGGGUGACGCCACCGCCGCUGCCGCUGCUGCCAUCAUCUCGGAAGGCUCAGCGCAGAGCGAAGUGUUCGCCAGCACAGCAGUGCUGACGGCGUUGCCGGCACUGGCCAUGGCUCCUCAGCCGGUUCAGGCCAAGAUGACGGUGGCAACUGUGGCGUCCCCGUCAGCGGGGCUGGUGAGCGGGCUCGAAGUGGGGCCCGUUGGAGGGGCGGGGCCAUCGGUCAGCGAGGGGCAGAAGAACACCUGGCUGUACCUGGAGGAGCUGGCCAACACGCUGCUGAGCAACGUCCAGCAGCUGAAGGCUCUGAUCGAACAGGCCAAAAGCUCUCCGGGGGACACGGCAGGGAUCAAAGGUCAGGGAGGCAGGAAAGAGUGUGGUCUCAGUCAGUCAUUUCAGAACCAGAACUUGUUUCAUCAGCCGGACGACUCAGAGGCCAAGAGGAGCACUGAAAUCACAGAGAUCAUCAUCAAUCAGAUGUGUGUGAACUGUGGUCGGGUGGCGAUGAGUGAGUGUACAGGCUGUCACAAGGUCAACUACUGCUCCACGUUCUGUCAGAGGAAGGACUGGAAGGAUCAUCAGCACACCUGCUGUCAGUCAGCAGGGGGCGUGGCUGUUCAGGAGGAGCCAAUCACAGCCAUGGACAUGGACAAAGUGAAAUGAGGUGUAACCCGCAAUGUUCAUGAAAACAUGAGCAGAGAGGUCAUGUGACAGGAAGCUCUUAUGUGGGCAAAGAGGAGACUUUUCUGAACAUAUCUGUGCUGAAGACUUAAAAUCUCCCUUCUGGAACUUUUAUAGUGAAAGUUCCUCCUCAGACGACAUGAAAAGGAGCUCUUUGAUCUUCUGGGAGCCGAGCUUGUUGUAUAAAAACUGCAAUGACUUGGAAGUCGAGUGUGUUCUCCAUUCACUUCAAUACGGUCAGAGUUUGUUCACAGCAGUCUCUGGUGGACAUUAGAGGAACUGCAGCUCAACACACUUCAUCACACACUGGACACUGCACGUGAAGGUGAUCUGAACUUAAUGUUUCAGUAAAGGUCAAAGUACCACCAGUAUAACAUGUUUCAUAAAGUAAGGUAAGAUGGUAAAAAGGGUUAGGGCUGCAACUAACUAUUAUUUUCAUUAUUGAUUAAUCUGGCAAUUAUUUUCUCAGUUAAUUUACUUAAUUAUUUUAUCAGUAUUUUUCUUAUCUUGGCUCAGCGACUGACAAACAGUCUGUUGUUUUACGAAACAUUGUUUUUGCUGCCCUUUUAACUGUUGUUAAGCAGAUUUAAAUCUCCAGAGACCGUCCUGGAUAAAUAAAGGUCAAACACAUCGAUAAAAUAAAAUAUUUUAUUAAAUGAACCCCUCCCAUCCCCGUCCAAUACUUAGAGAUGCAUUAUCUGUCGUCUGUUAAUGGUAUUGUGGUAUUUAUUUUAAAUCAUUAUGAGUCUGGAAAAACUAUGACUCGACUUUGUUGUCUGAAUCAAAAAAUACUCUUAUUUUUUUUCUUCCAGCUAAAACAGGGGUCAGCAACUUUUAUUAUCAAAAGAGCAAUUUCUGAGCCCACCCAAAAACAUAAAACAUCUGUCUGGAGCCGCAAAACAUAUUUGAGCCUUAUAAUGUUUAUUCCUCGCCACAGAUCAAGCGUACAGGUCAGCCAGCAGCAUUGGUGACAGCAAAUGAAUCGCUCCACACGCUAUUAAACUCUUAAUCUUCCUCCAAAACUUUUCUUGUUUUGGAUUUGGAGUCGAUAACUAGCCUAGUUAGGGAGACACUACUACUGAGGUUCAGCAAAAUAUAAAGGAAAAGGCGCAUGGUCAGGAUGAAAUGUAUGACCACAUUUUAGCUGAUGAACAUUUAUUUAUUCGGUGUGUAAUUGCUACACAUUUUUACAAUUGUAGAAUGUUGGAAUCAAUAGAAGGAAUUUAGGCCUUAAACAAUGAAAAUAAAUAACCAGGAGCCACUGGAGAGGGCCUCUGGAGCUAAAACAAAAUUUGUUUUUAUUUUCACAGUAUGUGGAAGUUUCAGUUUAAGUCUGUUUUAUUAUCUUGUGUACAAGAUUAAAUCUUCAUCUUUCAGGACUUUGAA
Molecule: messenger RNA, 3409 nt
Organism: Dicentrarchus labrax (European seabass)
Lineage: Eukaryota; Metazoa; Chordata; Actinopteri; Moronidae
Gene: deaf1
Product: DEAF1 transcription factor
Exons: 13
Coding region: 248-2005 (585 amino acids)
Biological process (GO): regulation of transcription by RNA polymerase II
Cellular component (GO): nucleus
Molecular function (GO): DNA binding; DNA-binding transcription factor activity, RNA polymerase II-specific
Source: RefSeq, a predicted model, not a curated record